AUGGCUAGAGCUGGCGCUGGUGCCCCCGGAUCUAACUCGCGUGGUCGAGGAGGAAAGUUCAGAAAGUUCACUCGUGGUGGUGGCAAGCACUUCUCCCGGGACCUGAGGCCUCAGGAUGAGAACGGCAACGAGAUCAGCAUGUGGUCGGAAGACGCCCAGAGGCAUAUCGCGUCCCUCUCGGACGAGACGGGCAGCGAUGAGUCUGAUGAGGGCUCCGACGAGGACGGCAACAAGGCACUGAGCCGUGAGGACCGUAAGAAGGAGAAGAAGGCCCGUAAGGAGGCUGCUAUCGCCCGCAAGAAUGCCCAGGCCGUCGAGGAAGGACAGGAGUCCGCCGAUGCCCAGGCCGCCAAGGAGAGGUACCGCGCUCUCCACGAGCAGGGAAAGACGGACGAGGCCAAGUCGGAUCUGGCCCGCUUGAAGCUUAUUCGUGAACAGCGCGAAGCUGAAGCCGCCCGGAGAAAGGCCGAGAAGGAGGAGAAGGACGCCCAGGAGGCGGCUCGCAAGGGCGACUUGAAUGCCAAGCUUGCCUCGAUCGAGGCCAAGAAGGUUGGCAAGAAGUUGAAAUAA
This is a messenger RNA of Parascedosporium putredinis, 570 nucleotides long. Lineage: Eukaryota; Fungi; Ascomycota; Sordariomycetes; Microascales; Microascaceae. The record is from the annotation of a GenBank genome assembly.